Aspergillus eucalypticola CBS 122712 is the source of this 639-nucleotide messenger RNA. RefSeq lists its product as uncharacterized. Bases 1 to 639 code for a protein of 212 amino acids. NCBI's taxonomy places the organism in Eukaryota, Fungi, Ascomycota, Eurotiomycetes, Eurotiales, Aspergillaceae. The transcript has a single exon. The record is from RefSeq and is a predicted model, not a curated record.
AUGCCUCUAAUUAUCCCCGAAAUCAGUUUUGUCCCCAGCACCCUCCUGCACUCGACCAGCCACCUCAAAAUCGAAUACCUGGAGCUCUGUGGAACUAAACCCGAAGGAACGCAAGAUUACAUUAGCGGCACCAACCUCCAGCUCCUCACCAACAUCUGGACACUCAAGAUCCAAACCAAAAAUGACCCGGACACCAACACCGGCGCUAUCAGUCUCAUUCUUGACCUUUCACCCCUCGGAAACAGCAGUCCCUGCCACAUGCAUGUCACAAUCACUGACGAGCCCCGCGGCCCCGCUUAUGCCGACGAGAAGAAUAUCAUGAAGCGCGUGCGCCUCCAUGAAGUGGAAUAUACUGUCGGGGGUCUUUGUGAUCUCAUUGUUGAUAAUGACCUUGAUAGAUAUUUUUAUAUCGACAGACAUUUUUAUCAGCAGAAUAGGCAAUGGUUCAAGAUGCUUAUUGACUUACUUGGGCGAAAUCAGAGAAUUCCAGAACAGGAAGUGAGGGAUGCUCAAAAUGCUCUCACCUUUGUUUGGAAGGGGCCAGGAACUGACACUGAGGAUCGAGAGGAUCUUGCAGUCCAAGCUACCAUGUUGAGGGGAACUAUUGAUCGUCGUGUGAGACACAAUCUUGGUUUCUGA